Molecule: messenger RNA, 1565 nt
Organism: Drosophila arizonae
Lineage: Eukaryota; Metazoa; Arthropoda; Insecta; Diptera; Drosophilidae
Gene: Cyp4d14
Product: Cytochrome P450 4d14
Molecular function (GO): monooxygenase activity; oxidoreductase activity, acting on paired donors, with incorporation or reduction of molecular oxygen; heme binding
Source: RefSeq, a predicted model, not a curated record
GCCUAAACCUGCGUCAUGUUCUUGGAAAUUGUUGUGCUGCUGCUAACGGCUCUCGGGUUCUGGAACUACUUGAAUACGCGACGGCAGAAGCGAAUGAUAGAUGAGGCUGGCAUCAAGGGCCCCGUAGAGCUGCCGGUGCUGGGCAAUGCACCAGUCUUAAUGAUGGGCGAGUCCGCCAAGACCAUGCUGGACUUGGUAUCGCGUCUGAUUGCAAAAUAUGGUAAAAACGUCAAAUUGACCCUGCUGCACGAGUAUGGCUUCAUCACGGCCGAUGUGCGAAUGAUGGAGGCCAUUUUGAGCAGCCAGCAGACAAUAACCAAGAACAGUUUGUACAAUCUGCUGCAAUACUGGCUGGGAAAUGGCUUGCUGCUGAGCACCGGCAAGAAGUGGUUCAGACGCCGCAAGAUCAUCACGCCCACGUUCCACUUCAAGAUUCUCGAGCAGUUUGUCGAGGUCUUCGAUCAGCAGAGCGCCAUUAUGGCCGAGAAACUGUACGAUCGAGCCGAUGGCAGGACUGUGAUCAACAUGUUCCCCGUCGCCUGCCUCGCGGCCCUCGACAUCAUAGCCGAAACAUCGAUGGGCGUGAAGAUCAAUGCGCAACGCGAGCCCGACUUUCCCUAUGUGCAGGCCGUGAAGACUGUGUCCAGCAUCAUGGCCGAGCGCUUUGUGAGUCCGCUGCAGCGGUUCGAUGAAACCAUGCGCAUAUUCUACCCGCUGCUCUUCCGCAAGCUGAACCGCAAUAUCAAGGCCAUGCAUGACUUUACUGACAAGGUGAUUGCAGAGCGUCGCGCUACCCUGCAAAAGACUCUCGAGGAGACCACUCAAAGUGCCGACGACGAGGACGUGGGCAGCAAACGGCGCAUGGCGCUACUGGAUGUCCUGCUGCAGUCGACGGCCGAUGGCCAGCCACUGAGCAACCAGGACAUUCGCGAGGAGGUGGACACAUUCAUGUUUGAGGGUCACGACACGACGACCAGUGCCAUCUCCUACACUCUGUACCUGCUGGCCAGACAUCCCGAGGUGCAGGCGCGCGCCUUCCAGGAGAUCGUCGACGUCAUCGGCACCGACAAGGCCAAGCCGACGACCAUGCGGGAUCUGGGCGAGCUCAAGUAUCUGGAGUGCGUCAUUAAGGAGUCGCUGCGCUUGUACCCACCAGUGCCCAUGAUUGGCCGCCAUUUGACAGAGGAUGUGACGUUGAAUGGAAAGCGUUUCGCAGCCGGCACAAACAUCAUCCUGAUCAUCUACAACGCACAGCGCGAUCCAGACUUUUUCCCCGAGCCCGAAAAAUUCAAUCCGGAUCGCUUUAGCACCGAGAACAACGGCAACAUCGAUGUCUUUGCAUACGCGCCCUUCUCGGCGGGUCCGCGCAACUGCAUUGGCCAAAAGUUUGCCAUGCUCGAGAUGAAGAGCACCGUUAGCAAAAUGCUGAGACACUUCGAGCUACUGCCACUGGGCGAGCCUGUGCAGCCGAUCAUGAAUCUGAUCUUGCGCUCGACAACUGGCAUUAAUAUGGGACUCAAGCCACGCACUUAUUGAACGAUGACUUGCAAUCGAGUUUUACUUUA